CAGAGCUGCCAUAUAAUCUCACUUGAACAAGAGUUAUUCAAGAAAUGGGCAAUCGCAUUUCCAUCAUUCACUCGCUGCAGCAGCUCGCAGAGCGCUUCCGCCACCGACGCGCUGCAGGCCGUGCCGCUGCCGCUGCUGCCGCUGCUCCUGCCACUGCCCCUGGUGCUCCCGAGGACACUAUUGACACGACCAUUCCAGGCUGGCAGGAGCGCGCGGUUGCGGCGGCAGCGACCGAGACCGCGGAAGCCGCGCUGUCCGCCGCCGGGCCCGCGCCGCUGGACAAAUACCUGUGGCUGCGCCAGCUGCGCGCCGCCGCCCCCCGGGUGUACUACGGCCUGCUGGUCAACGGACCGGAGGCCGUACUGCCGUACAUCUACACGCCCACAGUGGGCCAGGCCUGCCAGGAGUACCACACCCUGGGCAUUGCCACGCGCGGCCUGUACCUGCGCAUCGACCAGGACAAGGGCAGGGUGCUUGAGCGCCUCCGGGCCUGGCCGCAGCCGCAGGUCCGAGUGGUGGUGGUCACGGACGGCGAGCGCAUCCUGGGGCUGGGCGACCUGGGCGCGAACGGCAUGGGCAUCAGCGAGGGCAAGAUCGAGCUGUACACGGCCGCCGCGGGCGUGGACCCCGCCGUGUGCCUGCCGGUGUGCCUGGACGUGGGCAUCAACAACACCCAGCUGCGCGAGCACCCUGACUACAAGGGCGUGCGGUCGGCGCGGCCGCCGCAGGAGGAGUACGACGAGUUUGUGCAGGAGUUCAUGGAGGCUGUCAAGGCCUGGCAGCCGCACACACUGAUCCAAUUUGAGGACUUUGGCAACACCAACGCCUUCAGGCUGCUGCGGCGGUACGGCGGCAGCGCCUGCUGCUUCAACGACGACAUCCAGGGCACUGCCGCCAUCACUCUGGCGGCGCUGCUGGCGGCACUGCGUGUGACGGGCCAGCGCCUGGCGGACCAGCGCAUCCUGUUCAUGGGCGCGGGCGAGGCGAGCACGGGUAUUGCCCAGCUGUUGGCGCGCAGCAUGCACAUCCGCGACGGCCUGGAGGAGCAGGCCGCCCGCCAGCGCUGCCACCUGAUGGACAGCAAGGGCCUGGUGCUCGCCAGCCGCACCGACCUGCAGCCCCACAAGCGGCCCUUCGCGCACAGCGACGUGCCGCCGUGCGCCACACUGAUCGAGGCGGUGCGCGCCAUCAAGCCCACCGUGCUCAUCGGCGCCAGCGCGGUGCCCAACUCCUUCACCCAGGAGGUGGUGGCGGCGAUGGCGGAGCUGAACGACCGCACCAUCAUCUUCCCGCUCUCCAACCCCACCUCCCUGGCCGAGUGCACCUUUGAGCAGGCCUGGAAGUGGACCCAGGGCCGCGUGCUGUUCGCCAGCGGCUCGCCGUUCGACCCCAUCACAGACGCCCAGGGCGCGGUGCACCACCCGCCCCAGGCCAACAACGCCUACAUCUUCCCGGCCGUGGGCUACGCCGCCGUGCUCACCAAGUCCAAAUGCAUCCCGGAGGAGGUGUUCCUGGUGGCGGCUGAGCGGCUGUCCGUCAUGGCCACGGCCGAGGAGCUGCAGGUGGGGGCGCUGUUCCCGCCCUUUGCCCGCAUCCGCGACAUCAGCGCCCACGUCAUGGCGGCGGCCGCCGCACACCUGGUGGGCGCGGGGCUGGGCGCCGUGCCGGAGGGCUGGCCCGCACUCGCUGCUGCCGCCGCCGCCGACCCUGGUACAGUCGCUGCGCCUGCCGCGAAUGCUACAGCCGCCGACGCCGCCAGUGGCGGCGCUAGCAAUGGUGCUGGUGCUACAGCCAUGACGACAGCGGACGUGGAUGGCUGCGUCAGCGGUGGCGCGCGGGCGGCGGCGGCGGCUGCCGGCUGGUCGCGCCUGGCUCGCGGCGCGAUGUGGCACCUGCCGCCGCCACCCCCCGAGUCGGUGCACAGCAGCAGCCUGCCGCCGUCGCACGCCAGCAGCAGCGUGGGCGGCGCCGCUGGUGCAGUCAGCGCAGGGCCGGCGGCGUCGCAGCAGGCGGGAAAGGUUGCUGGGCGGCAGGGGCAUCAGGGGCAGCAGGGGCGGCAGGGGCGGCAGGGGCAGCAGCAAGCGGAGGGUGCGGCGGACAAGGGCAGGGGUAUGGGUGGCGGCAAGGGAGGCGUGGCCGGUGGCGUGGCGGGCGGCGUGGUGGUUGGCAGUGGCGGUGGCGGCGGCGGCGGCAACACGAGUGGCGGCGGCGCGUCGGACGCCGCUGCCACCACAGGCACGGAGUCCUCGGUCGGCAGCGUGACAGAGGCGGUAGCGGCGGCAGCAGCAGGAGCCGGUGGCGGAGCCGGGGUCGGGGCCGCGCAGUAAUGAGUUGGGAGCGAGCAAAGUGGGCCGCAGGGAGUUUGACGUUUGUGCAGGUUGUCCUACUGUGCCUGCUGUGCUUGUGCUUGACAGCGGACGCGGCUGGGCACAUGGCGGGCGGUGCCUGUACAAAUCGACCCCGGCUAUGUCCGGGUAGUUUGAAACCUUCGGCCUCAGACGACAUGCACCAAGCAGCGUGGCGUGGGCGCAGGCCACUUUUCUCUUGGGAGUCCCCUGCCUUUCAUUG
Molecule: messenger RNA, 2568 nt
Organism: Chlamydomonas reinhardtii
Lineage: Eukaryota; Viridiplantae; Chlorophyta; Chlorophyceae; Chlamydomonadales; Chlamydomonadaceae
Exons: 12
Coding region: 45-2327 (760 amino acids)
Biological process (GO): pyruvate metabolic process; malate metabolic process
Molecular function (GO): NAD binding; malate dehydrogenase (decarboxylating) (NADP+) activity; malate dehydrogenase (decarboxylating) (NAD+) activity
Source: RefSeq, a predicted model, not a curated record